AUGGCCGCGGUUAGAACCUCACCGCCUCCUAUCGCGAAUCCGCCCUCGUUGAAUUAUCAGAACCCUUUGCCAAAUCCCUACUCGAAGCAAAGUGGCGAUGCUCCCCGUAGCCCCGCCCGUGUUCCCAAUCUCGACCCCGCCGGCAGCCUACGACUGCACGAUGGCCCCGUCACUCCUGUCCGUGUCAACUUCCAGCGGGAGAACUGGACUCAGCCCUCAAACGCCGAUAUUGCGCAUGCUCAGCAACGCGCCGCGCGCGUAGAGCUUGUUGAUCGCACUCUCCAUCCGCUCCUCUCUCCUCCAGCAGCAGCUCCUCAACCACCUCAUGACUUCAAGCCGGGGCUGUCGAGCCAGCAAGAAUUUCACGAUGCUGCUCAGGGAAUUCCGAAAACUGAUAAUGGCUUCGUAUCGCUCGAGACGUCUUUUGUCCAGAGACCCCAACAACCCCCACCCCGCCGCACGCGAAGCCUCAACGCUGACUCGAAAGUGCCACCAACCAUUACGACUACCUCCGACUGCUACGAAGCCAGAAAAAUCAGCCUGAAGGACGGAGUGCGCAAUCGAGGCCAGUUCUGCGACAGCCGUGAGUCCGACGAAACGGCCAGCACGAACCGGCAGCAAGCUUCGAUCGAGCCACCCGUAGCAACAAAUGCGAGCUCUUUAUCGGGUAUCAACGAGAAUGUCGAGCGUCAGACGAUUUGCGACUCCUCAGAAAACUUGGAUAUUGAGGGGAGCAUGCUUAGGCACCAGUCUGUUGCGAGCGGGUCAUACUUAGACCUGGCUGAAAGAGCUUGUUACAUCGGUCGCCGUCUAAAUGCUAGCUCGGGCAACUUUAAGAGAACUUCCUUGCCCCGACCGCAGUCGUCCUACUUUGCCUGCUCCGACUUUGGCCCUCGUCGCCGCUCCCCUGGCCUGAUGCCAGGGGGCUCCCCCAUGAAUGCUUCCUCGCAGAACCGUAAAUCACCAGAUUCGAGGCCGUCAUCGUAUGCGGAGUUGCUUAAUGUGCCGUGUCCCCACACAGCUCCGGCACCGCUGGCUCUCGACAACUCCAACCUUCGAACUGUUGUAGGCAACAACGCGUCUCUCCUCAGCACGCAAAAGACCCUAGACAUGUACCGUGCCAACGUCAAGAAGACCAAUGACUUGUCAAUCCAGUAUUCAUUUGCGGUCUUCUUGAUCGCCACCGCUCAGGAACAAAGUCUGGACGUGUCGGAUCUCAAGAUGCGCAAGAACAGCCUGAAACUCCAAAAGCGCUGCGACAGCCCGCCUGCCGAAGGAUCCCUUUUGAACCCCUGUGAGCUACUGCGCGAAGCUCGGAAAAUUCUCCAGCGUCUCGCCAGCGCUGGUUACCCCUUCGCUCAGUAUUACCUCGCCGACGCGCACACUUCUGGCCUCUUCAGUAAGGGCAAAGGGGACUACAACUCGGCUUUCCCUCUCUUCGUUCUGGCUGCGAAGCAUGGCCAUGCCGAGUCUGGUUAUCGAACCGCGCUGUGUUACGAGUUUGGCUGGGGCUGCCACAAAAAUCCCGCCAAGGCAGUGCAGUUUUUGCGAACGGCGGCUUCAAAACGACACCCUGGUGCCAUGGCACGCUUAGGAAAGGCUUGCCUAUCUGGCGAUCUCGGUGAGAAGCGAUACCGAGAGGGCAUCAAGUGGAUGAAGCUAGCUGCUGAAUCUGCUGAUGCCCAAUACAACUCCGCGCCUUACCAACUCGGUUGCUUGUACGAGAUUGGCUAUGGUGACGCUGUGUUUAAAGAUGGCAAUUAUGCCACAGAACUUUUUACGCAAGCGGCUGAGUUGGGCCAUCCUGAGGCAAACUGCCGUCUUGGUGAUGCGUAUGAACAUGGCCGGCUCAACUGCCCCCGCAACCCAGCUCUCAGUGUGCAUUUUUACACUGGCGCGGCUGAGCGCGGACAUGCUGAAGCCAUGAUGGGACUGUGUGCCUGGUAUAUGGUUGGUGCUCCUCCGAUCCUGGAGAAGGACGAGGAGGAAGCGUACGAAUGGGCGCGUCGAUCUGCCAGUCUAGGUUUCGUGAAGGCGCAGUAUGCCGUGGGCUACUUUGCAGAGAUGGGCAUUGGGCGUCGUCGUGACCUCCUAGAAGCCAGCGUCUGGUACGUCAAGGCCGCUGGUGCUGGAUAUGAGCGAGCCAAGCAGCGCUUGGCUAUUAUACAAGUAACGGCCAGCGGCCAGGGAACCCCUAUGGAGGUUGCUCCUCCUCGCGAAGGCAAGACAAAGAAGAACACUAAGGACGACAAGAACUGUGUCGUUAUGUGA
Fusarium falciforme is the source of this 2271-nucleotide messenger RNA. RefSeq lists its product as hypothetical. Bases 1 to 2271 code for a protein of 756 amino acids. The record is from RefSeq and is a predicted model, not a curated record. The transcript is spliced from 3 exons. NCBI's taxonomy places the organism in Eukaryota, Fungi, Ascomycota, Sordariomycetes, Hypocreales, Nectriaceae. Gene Ontology annotation, molecular function: protein binding.